CUUGUCCGGGGUUUCCCUCUCGGGUUUGCUCCGCCGCCACUCCGAGCCCAGACUCGAGGCUGUCCCCUGGGAGGCUGUCCCCUGGCCGAGCUUCGCCUUCGUCAUGGCGCUCAGCGAUGCAGACGUCCAGAAGCAGAUUAAGCACAUGAUGGCUUUCAUUGAACAAGAAGCCAACGAGAAAGCAGAAGAAAUAGAUGCAAAGGCAGAAGAAGAGUUCAACAUUGAGAAAGGUCGUCUUGUGCAAACCCAAAGACUGAAGAUUAUGGAGUACUAUGAGAAGAAGGAAAAGCAGAUUGAGCAGCAGAAGAAAAUUCAAAUGUCCAAUUUGAUGAAUCAAGCCAGGCUGAAAGUCCUCAGAGCAAGAGAUGACCUCAUCACUGAUCUGCUAAAUGAGGCAAAGCAGAGACUCAGCAAGGUAGUAAAAGACACAACCAGGUACCAAGUGCUGCUGGAUGGGCUGGUCCUCCAGGGCUUGUACCAGCUGCUGGAGCCUCGGAUGAUUGUGCGUUGCAGAAAACAAGAUUUCCCCUUGGUGAAGGCCGCAGUACAGAAAGCAAUUCCUAUGUAUAAAAUCGCCACCAAAAAAGAUGUUGACGUCCAAAUCGACCAGGAGGCCUACCUGCCUGAUGACAUAGCUGGUGGAGUUGAAAUCUACAAUGGGGACCGCAAGAUAAAGGUUUCCAACACUCUGGAAAGCCGGCUGGACCUCAUAGCCCAGCAGAUGAUGCCGGAAGUCCGAGGAGCCUUGUUUGGUGCAAAUGCAAACAGGAAGUUUCUGGACUGAGCCUGGGGAGGUGCAGUGCUCCUGGAGAAGCAGAUGUCCGUGUGGCUUUCUCUUUCUGUUCUAAUACUGGUAAUCAGUGGACGCCCUCUGCAGCUAAUGCCCUCAGCCCCGUGACGACAGCAGGGCCGCUUGGUGUGGACGGGAACCCAGCCCCAGCUCACCUGGCCACAGCUGUGCACUGGUUCUGUCAGGACGUGAGGGUCAGAUGGUGCGCCAGCCCUCCCCAAGGCCCCCUUCUUCCCUGCUCCUAGGCGAGUCUAGAGUGGGUUGUGCAUGCUGCCCUUGCUCUUUGGGUGGAGAGUGCAUGUGGGCCUUGCGUUCCUCCAGCAACACUAGCUUCACUGUUACUGUUUAGCUCUAGUUUUCUUUAUCUGUAAGUAUGAUUUAAAAUCUAAGCCACAAGUAUUCUUUAUUUAUUAAAACAAAAGGUUCAUGUGGA
Molecule: messenger RNA, 1223 nt
Organism: Meriones unguiculatus (Mongolian gerbil)
Lineage: Eukaryota; Metazoa; Chordata; Mammalia; Rodentia; Muridae
Gene: Atp6v1e1
Product: ATPase H+ transporting V1 subunit E1
Exons: 9
Coding region: 104-784 (226 amino acids)
Biological process (GO): proton transmembrane transport
Cellular component (GO): proton-transporting two-sector ATPase complex, catalytic domain
Molecular function (GO): proton-transporting ATPase activity, rotational mechanism
Source: RefSeq, a predicted model, not a curated record